Plasmopara halstedii is the source of this 738-nucleotide messenger RNA. RefSeq lists its product as uncharacterized. The record is from RefSeq and is a predicted model, not a curated record. Lineage: Eukaryota; Oomycota; Peronosporomycetes; Peronosporales; Peronosporaceae. The transcript is spliced from 2 exons. The coding region runs from base 1 to 738 and encodes 245 amino acids.
AUGUCUCCUGCUCUGAAACGUGGAGUUCGAUCUGACAGCUUUGUAAAUACUCCUCCAGAGACGUAUGAUCGAAAGAAAGGUAGAACUGGUCUUGUUCUCUAUAAAGGAAAGGGCCUACCUAGACUCCCUGGUAAGAGACCCAACCCGCGAGCUCUUGCAGUCUAUCGUCGAAUCGGUGGUGCCAUGAUCAAUUUGCAAAAGCUACAUCAAGGAAAGCUAUCGUUACGUAAAGCUCAGAACACGAAAGAGAUGGCAGGAAAAGUAGCCACCCUGAGUAAGGAGCUCACAUCUAUUGUCAAGACCUUGACUUACGAUGGCAAGAUUGACAAAGGAGCAUACUACAAACUCUCUAUGGAUGAUAAGGCAACGUUUGAUGAUUUACUUACCAAGACAAAUCUCCUCUAUACUCAAAAGGAUUGGGUAGAUCCCAAGGGAGCACUGCUUGAGGAAUACCAGAAGCUCGCAGGAGAAGUGGCUAUUCAAGGUAAGGAUGCUAAUCCAGAGAUUAAAACGGAGCUCAGACGAGUUAUCGUCAGUAUGUUAGCUUGUGGAUUAACAAGCGAGCGCAGAGAUCUGCACAAAAAGCGAGUCAAAGUUGCGCCUGAUAGUGACGUGGAAAAUGAGACUGCAAAGUCACCACCAAAACUUAACAGAGACAAGAUGGAAGCACUUGAUCUAGAUAAAUUGAAAAAGUCCCUCCGAGAGUUAAUAGAUGAAAAGAGCACAGGUGGAAAUUAG